UAUUGGCCCCGCCCUCCCAAUCAUGUGAUUCAGGUGUUUCAAUCCCCUCCCAAUCAUGUGAUUCAGGUGUUCCAAUCCCCUCCAUAUCAUGUGAUUCAGGUGUUUCAAUCCCCUCCCAAUCAUGUGAUUCAGGUGUUCCAAUCCCCUCCAUAUCAUGUGAUUCAGGUGCUCCAAUCCCCUCCAUACCAUGUGACUCAGGUGCUCCAAUCCCCUCCAUAUCAUGUGAUUCAGGUGUUCCAAUCCCCUCCCAAUCAUGUGAUUCAGGUGUUCCAAUCCCCUCCCAAUCAUGUGAUUCAGGUGUUCCAAUCCCCUCCAUAUCAUGUGAUUCCGGUGUUCCAAUCCCCUCCAUAUCAUGUGAUUCCGGUGUUCCAAUCCCCUCCCAAUCAUGGGAUUCAGGUGUUCCAAUCCCCUCCUAAUCAUGUGAUUCAGGUGUUCCAAUCCCCUCCCAAUCAUGUGAUUCAGGUGUUCCAAUCCCCUCCUAAUCAUGUGAUUCAGGUGUUCCAAUCCCCUCCAUGGACACAGGUGUAUACAAUCCAUCCCCUAGGCAUGCAGACGGCUUCUACAAAC
This is a messenger RNA of Staurois parvus, 567 nucleotides long. The record is from the annotation of a GenBank genome assembly. Lineage: Eukaryota; Metazoa; Chordata; Amphibia; Anura; Ranidae.